AUGCAAGGAGAUUCCCACCCCAGUCGUAGCAAGCAGAAGGCCCUAUCACUGGUCCCUGAUGAAGCCGUUGCAAUGGGCUGUUCAGUGGUUGCGCUGUGGUUGGACGUGGGUGCUGAUGCGCUGGUGCUUUGGCUGAUGUUGUACUCUGUGCCCGUUUGGCUUGCACCUGGGUCUGAGUGCGAGGGAGUGAAGGUGG
Messenger RNA from Sphaeroforma arctica JP610, 196 nucleotides. RefSeq lists its product as hypothetical. The transcript has a single exon. The record is from RefSeq and is a predicted model, not a curated record. The annotation marks the transcript as partial. Lineage: Eukaryota; Ichthyosporea; Ichthyophonida.